GUGCCCUCUGUAGAACGAUUACUUCCGGGCACACUGUCCGCCGCUCGCUCGUCGAGAUCAAAAUGUAUGAAGUGGAUAUUUUCCGCGUUUCAAGAUAGUACAAUAAUUUAUGUCGACUUGUGCUGUUUUGAAACUUUGUCUUGUGCGUUUACUACUAUCCGGGUUGUUUCGUUAGCUAGCUAGCUAGCUGGAAAACAGAGUUGCGAUCUUCGUGAAAGGCACUUUCUUACCACUUGCUAAAGAAGAUGUCUGCGGAAGAAGCGGCAGACAAAACAACCCCGGCCGACGCGAGUGCGGGAGAUGCCGGAGAAGCCGGAGACGAGGAAGAAGAGUGGCUCUACGGAGGUAAAGAGGUGUUACAAUGAAUAAAACAUUAGCUAAGUUGUUCGAGUUAUAACUAAGCCACAUGCAACUAGCUACAAUUGCAAAGCGUUAGCACAUUUGCUAGCUAAUUAGCAAAGUAGUUACUGUAGCUAGCUAACGCAUAAGCCGUGGUGCUGCAUGUGUCUUGGCCUAGCUUCAUUGUAAACAUGCAAUCAAGCCAACGUUACAGCAUAUCCUUCAGGAUUGCACUUUGCUCAGUUUGUAGUUAGCCAGCUAGCUACCGUUAUGUGGAAAAUACAAUGGACAGAAGCAUUGGAUAUAACGUUAGCUAGCUAGCUACUUGCAGAAUGGUUAGUUUGCAUUUAUCAUCUGAAAGAACAAGCGUGGCUACCUUGCUAGCUAUGUAAGUUAUAUAACUAGGUAGAUAUUGUAAUAUGUGACUUAUUGUUGACCUUUAACCGUUAGUUAAUGAAUGGUCGUUUCCCUUCUAGAUGAUGAUGAGAAAGCUGAGGAGGAAGAGGCCAAACUAACCGCAGCUGUCAGGUGAGUUUCCACCCGUUUGUGUCUAAACGUGUUACUGAGUUGUCUCCACUUCUCAGUUGUAUUGUCUACAGGAUGUGUCAGAAUGUGUUGAUGAUAUUUCCAUCCUCAGUGCUCCAGUCUGAAUGUGUUGAUGAUAUUUCCAUCCUCAGUGAUCCAGUCUGAAUGUGUUGAUGAUAUUUCCAUCCUCAGUGCUCCAGUCUGAAUGUGUUGAUGAUAUUUCCAUCCUCAGUGCUCCAGUCUGAAUGUGUUGAUGAUAUUUCCAUCCUCGGUGCUCCAGUCUGAAUGUGUUGAUGAUAUUUCCAUCCUCAGUGCUCCAGUCUGAAUGUGUUGAUGAUAUUUCCAUCCUCGGUGCUCCAGUCUGAAUGUGUUGAUGAUAUUUCCAUCCUCAGUGCUCCAGUCUGAAUGUGUUGAUGAUAUUUCCAUCCUCAGUGCUCCAGUCUGAAUGUGUUGAUGAUAUUUCCAUCCUCAGUGCUCCAGUCUGAAUGUGUUGAUGAUAUUUCCAUCCUCAGUGCUCCAGUCUGAAUGUGUUGAUGAUAUUUCCAUCCUCAGUGCUCCAGUCUGAAUGUGUUGAUGAUAUUUCCAUCCUCAGUGCGCCAGUCUGAAUGUGUUGAUGAUAUUUCCAUCCUCAGUGCUCCAGUCUGAAUGUGUUGAUGAUAUUUCCAUCCUCAGUGCUCCAGUCUGAAUGUGUUGAUGAUAUUUCCAUCCUCAGUGCUCCAGUCUGAAUGUGUUGAUGAUAUUUCCAUCCUCAGUGCUCCAGUCUGAAUGUGUUGAUGAUAUUUCCACCCUCAGUGCGCCAGUCUGAAUGUGUUGAUGAUAUUUCCAUCCUCAGUGCUCCAGUCUGAAUGUGUUGAUGAUAUUUCCAUCCUCAGUGCUCCAGUCUGAAUGUGUUGAUGAUAUUUCCAUCCUCAGUGCUCCAGUCUGAAUGUGUUGAUGAUAUUUCCAUCCUCAGUGCUCCAGUCUGAAUGUGUUGAUGCUAUUUCCAUCCUCAGUGCUCCAGUCUGAAUGUGUUGAUGAUAUUUCCAUCCUCAGUGCUCCAGUCUGAAUGUGUUGAUGAUAUUUCCAUCCUCAGUGCUCCAGUCUGAAUGUGUUGAUGAUAUUUCCAUCCUCAGUGCUCCAGUCUGAAUGUGUUGAUGAUAUUUCCAUCCUCAGUGCUCCAGUCUGAAUGUGUUGAUGCUAUUUCCAUCCUCAGUGCUCCAGUCUGAAUGUGUUGAUGAUAUUUCCAUCCUCAGUGCUCCAGUCUGAAUGUGUUGAUGAUAUUUCCAUCCUCAGUGCUCCAGUCUGAAUGUGUUGAUGAUAUUUCCAUCCUCAGUGCUCCAGUCUGAAUGUGUUGAUGAUAUUUCCAUCCUCAGUGCUCCAGUCUGAAUGUGUUGAUGAUAUUUCCAUCCUCAGUGCUCCAGUCUGAAUGUGUUGAUGAUAUUUCCAUCCUCAGUGCUCCAGUCUGAAUGUGUUGAUGAUAUUUCCAUCCUCAGUGCUCCAGUCUGAAUGUGUUGAUGAUAUUUCCAUCCUCAGUGCUCCAGUCUGAAUGUGUUGAUGAUAUUUCCAUCCUCAGUGCUCCAGUCUGAAUGUGUUGAUGAUAUUUCCAUCCUCAGUGCUCCAGUCUGAAUGUGUUGAUGAUAUUUCCAUCCUCAGUGCUCCAGUCUGAAUGUGUUGAUGAUAUUUCCAUCCUCAGUGCUCCAGUCUGAAUGUGUUGAUGAUAUUUCCAUCCUCAGUGCUCCAGUCUGAAUGUGUUGAUGAUAUUUCCAUCCUCAGUGCUCCAGUCUGAAUGUGUUGAUGAUAUUUCCAUCCUCAGUGCUCCAGUCUGAAUGUGUUGAUGAUAUUUCCAUCCUCAGUGCUCCAGUCUGAAUGUGUUGAUGAUAUUUCCAUCCUCAGUGCUCCAGUCUGAAUGUGUUGAUGAUAUUUCCAUCCUCAGUGCUCCAGUCUGAAUGUGUUGAUGAUAUUUCCAUCCUCAGUGCUCCAGUCUGAAUGUGUUGAUGAUAUUUCCAUCCUCAGUGCUCCAGUCUGAAUGUGUUGAUGAUAUUUCCAUCCUCAGUGCUCCAGUCUGAAUGUGUUGAUGAUAUUUCCAUCCUCAGUGCUCCAGUCUGAAUGUGUUGAUGAUAUUUCCAUCCUCAGUGCUCCAGUCUGAAUGUGUUGAUGAUAUUUCCAUCCUCAGUGCUCCAGUCUGAAUGUGUUGAUGAUAUUUCCAUCCUCAGUGCUCCAGUCUGAAUGUGUUGAUGAUAUUUCCAUCCUCAGUGCUCCAGUCUGAAUGUGUUGAUGAUAUUUCCAUCCUCAGUGCUCCAGUCUGAAUGUGUUGAUGAUAUUUCCAUCCUCAGUGCUCCAGUCUGAAUGUGUUGAUGAUAUUUCCAUCCUCAGUGCUCCAGUCUGAAUGUGUUGAUGAUAUUUCCAUCCUCAGUGCUCCAGUCUGAAUGUGUUGAUGAUAUUUCCAUCCUCAGUGCUCCAGUCUGAAUGUGUUGAUGAUAUUUCCAUCCUCAGUGCUCCUGUCUGAAUGUGUUGAUGAUAUUUCCAUCCUCAGUGCUCCAGUCUGAAUGUGUUGAUGAUAUUUCCAUCCUCAGUGCUCCAGUCUGAAUGUGUUGAUGAUAUUUCCAUCCUCGGUGCUCCAGUCUGAAUGUGUUGAUGAUAUUUCCAUCCUCAGUGCUCCAGUCUGAAUGUGUUGAUGAUGUUUCCUCAGUGCUCCAGUCUGAAUGUGUUGAUGAUAUUUCCAUCCUCAGUGCUCCAGUCUGAAUGUGUUGAUGAUAUUUCCAUCCUCAGUGCUCCAGUCUGAAUGUGUUGAUGAUAUUUCCAUCCUCAGUGCUCCAGUCUGAAUGUGUUGAUGAUAUUUCCAUCCUCAGUGCUCCAGUCUGAAUGUGUUGAUGAUAUUUCCAUCCUCAGUGCUCCAGUCUGAAUGUGUUGAUGAUAUUUCCAUCCUCAGUGCUCCAGUCUGAAUGUGUUGAUGAUAUUUCCAUCCUCAGUGCUCCAGUCUGAAUGUGUUGAUGAUAUUUCCAUCCUCGGUGCUCCAGUCUGAAUGUGUUGAUGAUAUUUCCAUCCUCAGUGCUCCUGCUCCAGAGUCAGAUGAGGCGGUUACUACGGGCAACGGAGUGGAAGCUCAGGUAAGACCUCUGCUCCAGUCGGUCCCAAAAGGCACCCUAUUCCCCUGUAGUGCACUACUUUUGACCGGAGUAGUGCACUAUAAAGGGUAUAGGGUGCCAUUUGGGACCGAUCUGCAGUGUUUCUCCUAUCGUUGUAUGUGCGAGGCGGGAUGACUUGGGCUUUGUGUUUUUAAGUACGGCCUGGAGUUUCACUUGGUCUGGAAACACUCCAGGCUGUGCUGUGUUAUGUGUGGAGGAGAUGGGUUCUGAUGUGGUUUCAGGUCUCUCUGUCUUUUUUUCAUCUCUGUCUCUUUUUCCAUCUCUCGCUCUUCUCCCCCUCUCUCUCUCAGGAGAAGGAGCCAGGAGAUGAUGAUGACAGUGAUAGCGACAGUGACGAUGAUGACGAUGAUGUUCGUGUCACCAUCGGAGACAUCAAGACCGGAGCCCCACAGUACACGUAUGUGUCUUUUAAAGUGAUAGUUCAUCCUACUGUCUUUAAAGGGAUAGUUCACCCUACUGUCUUUAAAGGGAUCGUUCACCCUGCUGUCUUUAAAGGGAUAGUUCACCCUACUGUCUUUAAAGGGAUAGUUCUCCCAUAAUGUCUUUAAAGGGAUAGUUCACCCGUAAUGUCUAAGCCGAUCUGACCUUAUUAUUCCCAGAUAAGGGGUCUCAAGUACAACUGAGGAGCCUGAAUUCAUCUAUUGUAUUUCACAGCCUUUGACGCUGUAGCGUUGUAUUGUGAUGUUGUUGUUGACAUGUCUGGUUUUGUUGUUGUAGAACGUAUGGAGUGGCUCCUGUUAACCUGAACAUAAAGACAGCAGGAGCCAGACCCUACGGAACAGGUACUGUGGUAUUCCCGUCCACCACCUGUCCUGUGCACUUGACUUUACAUAGACCCUACAUGGAGUGGAAAAUGUAUCGUACAGGCUAAUAUAUGUGUCCAUUCUACCACUAUGUAAUGAUGUGUCCCACCGCCAUGUCCAGGCCAGUACUGGGAAUCCAUUCCCACCACCAUGUAUUGAUAUGUGUCCAUUCCCACCACCAUGUAUUGAUAUGUGUCCAUUCCCACCACCAUGUAUUGAUAUGUGUCCAUUCCCACCACCAUGUAUUGAUAUGUGUCCAUUCCCACCACCAUGUAUUGAUAUGUGUCCAUUCCCACCACCAUGUAUUGAUAUGUGUCCAUUCCCACCACCAUGUAUUGAUAUGUGUCCAUUCCCACCACCAUGUAUUGAUAUGUGUCCAUUCCCACCACCAUGUAUUGAUAUGUGUCCAUUCCCACCACCAUGUAUUGAUAUGUGUCCAUUCCCACCACCAUGUAUUGAUAUGUGUCCAUUCCCACCACCAUGUAUUGAUAUGUGUCCAUUCCCACCACCAUGUAUUGAUAUGUGUCCAUUCCCACCACCAUGUAUUGAUAUGUGUCCAUUCCCACCACCAUGUAUUGAUAUGUGUCCAUUCCCACCACCAUGUAUUGAUAUGUGUCCAUUCCCACCACCAUGUAUUGAUAUGUGUCCAUUCCCACCACCAUGUAUUGAUAUGUGUCCAUUCCCACCACCAUGUAUUGAUAUGUGUCCAUUCCCACCACCAUGUAUUGAUAUGUGUCCAUUCCCACCACCAUGUAUUGAUAUGUGUCCAUUCCCACCACCAUGUAUUGAUAUGUGUCCAUUCCCACCACCAUGUAUUGAUAUGUGUCCAUUCCCACCACCAUGUAUUGAUAUGUGUCCAUUCCCACCACCAUGUAUUGAUAUGUGUCCAUUCCCACCACCAUGUAUUGAUAUGUGUCCAUUCCCACCACCAUGUAUUGAUAUGUGUCCAUUCCCACCACCAUGUAUUGAUAUGUGUCCAUUCCCACCACCAUGUAUUGAUAUGUGUCCAUUCCCACCACCAUGUAUUGAUAUGUGUCCAUUCCCACCACCAUGUAUUGAUAUGUGUCCAUUCCCACCACCAUGUAUUGAUAUGUGUCCAUUCCCACCACCAUGUAUUGAUAUGUGUCCAUUCCCACCACCAUGUAUUGAUAUGUGUCCAUUCCCACCACCAUGUAUUGAUAUGUGUCCAUUCCCACCACCAUGUAUUGAUAUGUGUCCAUUCCCACCACCAUGUAUUGAUAUGUGUCCAUUCCCACCACCAUGUAUUGAUAUGUGUCCAUUCCCACCACCAUGUAUUGAUAUGUGUCCAUUCCCACCACCAUGUAUUGAUAUGUGUCCAUUCCCACCACCAUGUAUUGAUAUGUGUCCAUUCCCACCACCAUGUAUUGAUAUGUGUCCAUUCCCACCACCAUGUAUUGAUAUGUGUCCAUUCCCACCACCAUGUAUUGAUAUGUGUCCAUUCCCACCACCAUGUAUUGAUAUGUGUCCAUUCCCACCACCAUGUAUUGAUAUGUGUCCAUUCCCACCACCAUGUAUUGAUAUGUGUCCAUUCCCACCACCAUGUAUUGAUAUGUGUCCAUUCCCACCACCAUGUAUUGAUAUGUGUCCAUUCCCACCACCAUGUAUUGAUAUGUGUCCAUUCCCACCACCAUGUAUUGAUAUGUGUCCAUUCCCACCACCAUGUAUUGAUAUGUGUCCAUUCCCACCACCAUGUAUUGAUAUGUGUCCAUUCCCACCACCAUGUAUUGAUAUGUGUCCAUUCCCACCACCAUGUAUUGAUAUGUGUCCAUUCCCACCACCAUGUAUUGAUAUGUGUCCAUUCCCACCACCAUGUAUUGAUAUGUGUCCAUUCCCACCACCAUGUAUUGAUAUGUGUCCAUUCCCACCACCAUGUAUUGAUAUGUGUCCAUUCCCACCACCAUGUAUUGAUAUGUGUCCAUUCCCACCACCAUGUAUUGAUAUGUGUCCAUUCCCACCACCAUGUAUUGAUAUGUGUCCAUUCCCACCACCAUGUAUUGAUAUGUGUCCAUUCCCACCACCAUGUAUUGAUAUGUGUCCAUUCCCACCACCAUGUAUUGAUAUGUGUCCAUUCCCACCACCAUGUAUUGAUAUGUGUCCAUUCCCACCACCAUGUAUUGAUAUGUGUCCAUUCCCACCACCAUGUAUUGAUAUGUGUCCAUUCCCACCACCAUGUAUUGAUAUGUGUCCAUUCCCACCACCAUGUAUUGAUAUGUGUCCAUUCCCACCACCAUGUAUUGAUAUGUGUCCAUUCCCACCACCAUGUAUUGAUAUGUGUCCAUUCCCACCACCAUGUAUUGAUAUGUGUCCAUUCCCACCACCAUGUAUUGAUAUGUGUCCAUUCCCACCACCAUGUAUUGAUAUGUGUCCAUUCCCACCACCAUGUAUUGAUAUGUGUCCAUUCCCACCACCAUGUAUUGAUAUGUGUCCAUUCCCACCACCAUGUAUUGAUAUGUGUCCAUUCCCACCACCAUGUAUUGAUAUGUGUCCAUUCCCACCACCAUGUAUUGAUAUGUGUCCAUUCCCACCACCAUGUAUUGAUAUGUGUCCAUUCCUCCCACCACCAUGUAUUGAUAUGUGUCCAUUCCCACCACCAUGUAUUGAUAUGUGUCCAUUCCCACCACCAUGUAUUGAUAUGUGUCCAUUCCCACCACCAUGUAUUGAUAUGUGUCCAUUCCCACCACCAUGUAUUGAUAUGUGUCCAUUCCCACCACCAUGUAUUGAUAUGUGUCCAUUCCCACCAUCAUUUAUUGAUAUGUGUCCAUUCCCACCACCAUGUAUUGAUAUGUGUCCAUUCCCACCAUCAUGUAUUGAUACGUGUCCAUUCCCACCAUCAUGUAUUGAUAUGUGUCCAUUCCCACCAUCAUGUAUUGAUAUGUGUCCAUUCCCACCAUCAUGUAUUGAUAUGUGUCCAUUCCCACCAUCAUGUAUUGAUAUGUGUCCAUUCCCACCACCAUGUAUUGAUAUGUGUCCAUUCCCACCACCAUGUAUUGAUAUGUGUCCAUUCCCACCACCAUGUAUUGAUAUGUGUCCAUUCCCACCAUCAUGUAUUGAUAUGUGUCCAUUCCCACCACCAUGUAUUGAUAUGUGUCCAUUCCCACCACCAUGUAUUGAUAUGUGUCCAUUCCCACCACCAUGUAUUGAUAUGUGUCCAUUCCCACCACCAUGUAUUGAUAUGUGUCCAUUCCCACCACCAUGUAUUGAUACGUGUCCAUUCCCACCACCAUGUAUUGAUACGUGUCCAUUCCCACCAUCAUGUAUUGAUACGUGUCCAUUCCCACCACCAUGUAUUGAUACGUGUCCAUUCCCACCACCAUGUAUUGAUACGUGUCCAUUCCCACCACCAUGUAUUGAUACGUGUCCAUUCCCACCACCAUGUAUUGAUAUGUGUCCAUUCCCACCACCAUGUAUUGAUAUGUGUCCAUUCCCACCACCAUGUAUUGAUAUGUGUCCAUUCCCACCACCAUGUAUUGAUAUGUGUCCAUUCCCACCACCAUGUAUUGAUAUGUGUCCAUUCCCACCACCAUGUAUUGAUAUGUGUCCAUUCCCACCACCAUGUAUUGAUAUGUGUGUCUUAUCCAGAGCGACUUACAGGAGCAAUUAGGGUUAAGUGCCUUGCUCAAGGGCACAUCGACAGAUUUUUCACGUAGUCGGCUCGGGGAUUAGAACCAGCGACCUUUCGGUUACUGGCACAACGCUCUUAACCACUAAGCUACCUGCUGCCACGUGUCCAUUCCACCAUGUCUUGAUGUGUCCAUUCCACCAUGUCUUGACGUGUCCAUUCCGCCACCAUGUCUUGAUGUGUCCAUUCCACCAUGUCUUGAUGUGUCCAUUCCACCAUGUCUUGAUGUGUCCAUUCCACCAUGUCUUGACGUGUCCAUUCCACCAUGUCUUGAUGUGUCCAUUCCACCAUGUCUUGAUGUGUCCAUUCCACCAUGUCUUGAUGUGUCCAUUCCACCAUGUCUUGAUGUGUCCAUUCCACCAUGUCUUGAUGUGUCCAUUCCACCAUGUCUUGAUGUGUCCAUUCCACCAUGUCUUGAUGUGUCCAUUCCGCCAUGUCUUGAUGUGUCCAUUCCGCCAUGUCUUGACGUGUCCAUUCCACCAUGUCUUGAUGUGUCCAUUCCACCAUGUCUUGAUGUGUCCAUUCCACCAUGUCUUGAUGUGUCCAUUCCGCCAUGUCUUGAUGUGUCCAUUCCACCAUGUCUUGAUGUGUCCAUUCCACCACCAUGUAUUGGGCAGUUAAGUGGAAUUAGACGGUGUAACUGUAGUUGAUGCUAUUUUUAUUGAUUUACUAAAUGUCUCAGUAUAUUUUAAUACUGAUAUAUAUUAUAAAUGUUUUUUUCUAGUAGGGAACAAGUUGAAGGGUGUGGAUCUGGAGGCCCCAGGCAACAUCAAUGGAGUCCCAGUACUGGAGGUGGACAUGGAGUCAUUCGAGGAGAAACCCUGGAGGAAACCAGGUACGUGUUACUGUGUGUUUCUGAGUGUGUGUGUGGGGUACCUUUCUGAUUGGUCCAGGUUUUAGACUGAGAGUCUUGGUAGGAGUUUGUGUUAUUCUGACUUUUGUAAAAUGAAACCAAUUGUGUGUGUGUGUGUGUGUCUGUGUGUGUGUGUGUGUAGGUGCGGACCUGUCUGACUACUUUAACUACGGGUUCAACGAGGACACGUGGAAGGCCUACUGUGACAAACAGAAGAGGCUGAGGAUGGGCCUGGAGGUCGUCAACAUCUCCUCCACCACCAGCAAAAUCACUGUAAGACACAACAUCUCCUCCACUACCAGCUAAAUCACUGUAUGAUACAACAUCUCCUCCACUACCAGCUAAAUCACUGUAAGACACAUCUCCUCCACUACCAGCUAAAUCACUGUAAGACACAACAUCUCCUCCACUACCAGCUAAAUCACUGUAAGAUACAACAUCUCCUCCACUACCAGCUAAAUCACUGUAAGAUGCAACAUCACUACCAGCUAAAUCACUGUAAGACAUCUGCUCCACUACCAGCUAAAUCACUGUAAGACACAUAUCCUCCACUACCAGCUAAAUCACUGUAAGAUACAACAUCACUACCAGCUAAAUCACUGUAUGAUACAACAUCUCCUCCACUACCAGCUAAAUCACUGUAUGAUACAACAUCUCCUCCACUACCAGCUAAAUCACUGUAAGAUACAACAUCUCCUCCACUACCAGCAAAAUCACUGUAAGACACAUCUCCUCCACUACCAGCUAAAUCACUGUAUGAUACAACAUCUCCUCCACUACCAGCUAAAUCACUGUAUGAUACAACAUCUCCUCCACUACCAGCUAAAUCACUGUAAGACACAUCUCCUCCACUACCAGCUAAAUCACUGUAAGACACAACAUCUCCUCCACUACCAGCUAAAUCACUGUAAGAUACAACAUCUCCUCCACUACCAGCUAAAUCACUGUAAGAUACAACAUCACUACCAGCUAAAUCACUGUAAGACAUCUGCUCCACUACCAGCUAAAUCACUGUAAGACACAUAUCCUCCACUACCAGCUAAAUCACUGUAAGAUACAACAUCACUACCAGCUAAAUCACUGUAUGAUACAACAUCUCCUCCACUACCAGCUAAAUCACUGUAAGAUACAACAUCUCCUCCACUACCAGCUAAAUCACUGUAAGAUACAACAUCUCCUCCACUACCAGCUAAAUCACUGUAAGAUACAACAUCUCCUCCACUACCAGCUAAAUCACUGUAUGACACAUCUCCUCCACUACCAGCUAAAUCACUGUAAGACACAUCUGCUCCACUACCAGCUAAAUCACUGUAAGAUACAACAUCUCCUCCACUACCAGCUAAAUCACUGUAUGACACAACAUCUCCUCCACUACCAGCUAUAUCACUGUAAGACACAUCUGCUCCACUACCAGCUAAAUCACUGUAAGAUACAACAUCUCCUCCACUACCAGCUAAAUCACUGUAAGAUACAACAUCACUACCAGCUAAAUCACUGUAAGACACAACAUCUCCUCCACUACCAGCUAAAUCACUGUAAGAUACAACAUCUCCUCCACUACCAGCUAAAUCACUGUAAGACACAACAUCACUACCAGCUAAAUCACUGUAAGACACAUCUCCUCCACUACCAGCUAAAUCACUGUAAGACACAUCUCCUCCACUACCAGCUAAAUCACUGUAAGACACAUCUCCUCCACUACCAGCUAAAUCACUGUAUGAUACAACAUCUCCUCCACUACCAGCUAAAUCACUAAGACACAACAUCUCCUCCACUACCAGCUAAAUCACUGUAAGACACAACUUCUCCUCCACUACCAGCUAAAUCACUGUAAGAUACAACAUCUCCUCCACUACCAGCUAAAUCACUGUAUGACACAACAUCUCCUCCACUACCAGCUAAAUCACUGUAUGACACAACAUCUCCUCCACUACCAGCUAAAUCACUGUAAGAUACAACAUCUCCUCCACUACCAGCUAAAUCACUGUAUGACACAACAUCUCCUCCACUACCAGCUAAAUCACUGUAAGACACAUCUGCUCCACUACCAGCUAAAUCACUGUAAGAUACAACAUCUCCUCCACUACCAGCUAAAUCACUGUAAGAUACAACAUCACUACCAGCUAAAUCACUGUAAGACACAACAUCUCCUCCACUACCAGCUAAAUCACUGUAAGAUACAACAUCUCCUCCACUACCAGCUAAAUCACUGUAAGACACAACAUCACUACCAGCUAAAUCACUGUAAGACACAUCUCCUCCACUACCAGCUAAAUCACUGUAAGACACAACAUAUCCUCCACUACCAGCUAAAUCACUGUAAGACACAUCUCCUCCACUACCAGCUAAAUCACUGUAAGACACAUCUCCUCCACUACCAGCUAAAUCACUGUAUGAUACAACAUCUCCUCCACUACCAGCUAAAUCACUGUAAGACACAACAUCUCCUCCACUACCAGCUAAAUCACUGUAAGACACAUCUCCUCCACUACCAGCUAAAUCACUGUAUGAUACAACAUCUCCUCCACUACCAGCUAAAUCACUAAGACACAACAUCUCCUCCACUACCAGCUAAAUCACUGUAAGACACAACAUCUCCUCCACUACCAGCUAAAUCACUGUAAGACACAACAUCUCCUCCACUACCAGCUAAAUCACUGUAAGUCACAACAUCUCCUCCACUACCAGCUAAAUCACUGUAAGACACAUCUCCUCCACUACCAGCUAAAUCACUGUAUGAUACAACAUCUCCUCCACUACCAGCUAAAUCACUGUAAGACACAUCUCCUCCACUACCAGCUAAAUCACUGUAUGAUACAACAUCUCCUCCACUACCAGCUAAAUCACUGUAAGACACAUCUCCUCCACUACCAGCUAAAUCACUGUAAGACACAACAUCUCCUCCACUACCAGCUAAAUCACUGUAUGAUACAACAUCUCCUCCACUACCAGCUAAAUCACUGUAAGACACAUCUCCUCCACUACCAGCUAAAUCACUGUAAGACACAACAUCUCCUUCAUAUCAACAAACCGCUCGCCCACACGACGCCAUACACGUGGUCUGCUGUUCUGAGACCGGUUGGACGCACUGCCAAAUUCUCUAAAGCAACGUUGGAGGCGGCUUAUGGUAGAGAAAUGAACAUUCAAUUCUCUGGCAACAGCUCUGGUGGACAUUGCUGCGGUCAGCAUGCCAAUUGCAUGCUCCCUCAAAACAUAAGACAUCUGUGGCAUUGUGUUGUGUGACAAAACUGCACAUUUUAGAGUGGCCUUUUGUCCCCUGCACAAGGUGCACCUGUGUAAUGAUCAUGCUGUUUAAUCAGCCACACCUGUCAGGUGGAUGGAUUAUCUUAGCAAAGGAGAAAUGCUCACUAACAGGGAUGUAAACAAAUUUGUGCACAACAUUUGAGAGAAAUAAGCUUUUUGUGCACACGGAAAAUUUAUAGGAUCUUUUUAUUUCAGCUCAUGAAACAUAGGACCAACACUUUACAUGUUGCGUUUAUAUUUUUGUUCUGUGUAUUAGGGCUGGGAAUUGCCAGGGACCUCACGAUACGAUAUUGUCACGAUACUUGGGCCGAUUUGCGAGUCUCAGGAUGAUGUAUUGCGAUUCGAUGUUCCAAACAUAUUGCUCACUUUAUGUUUGCUGCAGAGAGACAAGAGAGGCAUUAGAGAGUUUUGAUCAGUCAUGGAUAUAAAAGGCCUGAAAACAAAUUGGCUCCCUAUUUAAUAAGGAGAUGGAGAACAAGCUAUGAAAGAAAAAUACUGGAGAUUUGGUGCACGUACAACCAACUACAGCAAAAAAUAAUAUUGCGAUAUUUUGAAAAUGUAUACGAUAAUCAUUAAAAAUAAUAUCCCGAUAUGUAACUGUCUAUAUAUAUUUUUUGUCCUUCAUCACUAGUAAAUAGCCAAGAAACACGAGGACAAAGUCUCACUUUAGUAGACUUUAGUUUUAAGUAAAUGUAACAUACUUUUUAUGCUCUGUGCUUCUAAGAAAUAAUAUUUCACUUAGCACUUCACUCUGUACGCACAGCCCCCCAGCCAGGCAGCCCCCCAGCCAGGCAGCCUCCCAGCCAGGCAGCCUCCCAGCCAGGCAGCCCCCCAGCCAGGCAGCCUCCCAGCCAGGCAGCCAGGCAGCCUCCCAGCCAGGCAGCCCCCCAGCCAGGCAGCCUCCCAGCCAGGCAGCCCCCCAGCCAGGCAGCCUCCCAGCCAGGCAGCCUCCCAGCCAGGCAGCCCCCCAGCCAGGCAGCCCCCCAGCCAGCAGCCAGGCAGCCCCCCAGCCAGGCAGCCCCCCAGCCAGGCAGCCCCCCAGCCAGGCAGCCUCCCAGCCAGGCAGCCCCCCAGCCAGGCAGCCCCCCAGCCAGGCAGCCCCCCAGCCAGGCAGCCUCCCAGCCAGGCAGCCCCCCAGCCAGGCAGCCCCCCAGCCAGGCAGCCUCCCAGCCAGGCAGCCCCCCAGCCAGGCAGCCUCCCAGCCAGGCAGCCCCCCAGCCAGGCAGCCUCCCAGCCAGGCAGCCUCCCAGCCAGGCAGCCUCCCAGCCAGGCAGCCCCACAGCCAGGCAGCCUCCCAGCCAGGCAGCCUCCCAGCCAGGCAGCCCCCCAGCCAGGCAGCCCCCCAGCCAGGCAGCCCCCCAGCCAGGCAGCCUCCCAGCCAGGCAGCCUCCCAGCCAGGCAGCCCCCCAGCCAGGCAGCCCCCCAGCCAGGCAGCCAGGCAGCCCCCCAGCCAGGCAGCCCCCCAGCCAGGCAGUGUUGCUGCGCGUGUUGGGAAAUGGGAUUCGUAGUCCUAUGGAACAAAACGGCAGAAUUACUUAAACAGCUACUGCAGCAUUUAUUUUGCUAUAAAUGUGAUCGUACUUGACUUUUUAUUCACAAUGUAAGUGAAAUGCUCACACUGGAGCCCUGGCCAUCCGCCAACGUGGCUGGUGAAAUAGACAUCUUACCCAACAAUGCCCCCCCCUCUCUCUCUCUCUCAUUUUCUGAUCUCCCUUUCUCUCAAUUGCCUUCCUUCUCUCCUCCUCUCAAUUCCCUUCUUUCUCUCUCCCUCAUUGAAUUGCCAUAUGAUAAUCAGUGUAAAACAGAUCAAACCAGAGCUGUUUUAAAACCAAGAUAUCCAUUUAAAGAUGGCCUACUACUGUCAAAUGGUCAAACCCAAGAUGUUGUAAAGCUAAAGAUGUCCUAUUCUAUUCCCCCUCAGGUUCAGCAGGGCAGGACAGGGAAUGAGAAGGAAGUGGGUUUACCCAUCCACACGUCCAAACCUGACUUCCCCUCUCCAGCCAGCCUCUACAAGUCAUCCAUGAACAUGAACACUAACAGGUAAGAGCUGCACACAGGCCAUCAGAUGAAGAACAGUAAGGUUAUCCUAGGACCGGUACAGACGGUAAGGUUAUCCUAGGACCGGUACAGACAGACGGUAAGGUUAUCCUAGGACCGGUACAGACGGUAAGGUUAUCCUAGGACCGGUACAGACAGACGGUAAGGUUAUCCUAGGACUGGUACAGACGGUAAGGUUAUCCUAGGACUGGUACAGACGGUAAGGUUAUCCUAGGACGGUACAGACGGUAAGGUUAUCCUAGGACCGGUACAGACAGACGGUAAGGUUAUCCUAGGACUGGUACAGACGGUAAGGUUAUCCUAGGACUGGUACAGACGGUAAGGUUAUCCUAGGACUGGUACAGACAGACGGUAAGGUUAUCCUAGGACCGGUACAGACGGUAAGGUUAUCCUAGGACCGGUACAGACGGUAAGGUUAUCCUAGGACCGGUACAGACGGUAAGGUUAUCCUAGGACUGGUACAGACAGACGGUAAGGUUAUCCUAGGACCGGUAUAGACGGUAAGGUUAUCCUAGGACCGUAAUAAAGACGGUAAGGUUAUCCUAGGACCGGUACAGACGGUAAGGUUAUCCUAGGACUGGUACGGAUGGUAAGGUUAUCCUAGGACCGGUACAGACGGUAAGGUUAUCCUAGGACCGGUACAGAUUAUCCUAGGACCGGUACAGACGGUAAGGUUAUCCUAGGACCGGUACAGACGGUAAGGUUAUCCUAGGACCGGUACAGACAGACGGUAAGGUUAUCCUAGGACCGGUACAGACAGACGGUAAGGUUAUCCUAGGACCGGUACAGACGGUAAGGUUAUCCUAGGACCGGUACAGACAGACGGUAAGGUUAUCCUAGGACCGGUACAGACAGACGGUAAGGUUAUCCUAGGACCGGUACAGACGGUAAGGUUAUCCUAGGACCGGUACAGACAGACGGUAAGGUUAUCCUAGGACCGGUACAGACGGUAAGGUUAUCCUAGGACCGGUACAGACAGACGGUAAGGUUAUCCUAGGAACUGGUACAGACGGUAAGGUUAUCCUAGGACUGGUACAGACGGUAAGGUUAUCCUAGGACGGUACAGACGGUAAGGUUAUCCUAGGACCGGUACAGACAGACGGUAAGGUUAUCCUAGGACUGGUACAGACGUAAAGGUUAUCCUAGGACCGGUACAGACAGACGGUAAGGUUAUCCUAGGACCGGUACAGACAGAACGGUAAGGUUAUCCUAGGACCGGUACCAGACGGUAAGGUUACCUAGGACCGGUACAGACAGACGGUAAGGUUUAUCCUAGGAACCGGUACAGACAGACGGUAAGGUUUCCUAGGACCGGUACAGACGGUAAGGUUAUCCUAGGACCGGUACAGACAGACGGUAAGGUUAUCCUAGGACCGGUACAGACAGACGGUAAGGUUAUCCUAGGACCGGUACAGACGGUAAGGUUAUCCUAGGACCGGUACAGACAGACGGUAAGGUUAUCCUAGGACCGGUACAGACAGACGGUAAGGUUAUCCUAGGACCGGUACAGACAGACGGUAAGGUUAUCCUAGGACCGGUACAGGCGGUAAGGUUAUCCUAGGACUGGUACAGACGGACGGUAAGGUUAUCCUAGGACUGGUACAGACGGUAAGGUUAUCCUAGGACCGGUACAGACAGUAAGGUUAUCCUAGGACCGGUACAGACGGUAAGGUUAUCCUAGGACCGGUACAGACGGUAAGGUUAUCCUAGGACCGGUACAGACGGUAAGGUUAUCCUAGGACCGGUACAGACGGUAAGGUUAUCCUAGGACCUGUACAGACGGUAAGGUUAUCCUAGGACUGGUACAGACGGUAAGGUUAUCCUAGGACCGGUACAGACGGUAAGGUUAUCCUAGGACCGGUACAGACGGUAAGGUUAUCCUAGGACCGGUACAGACAGACGGUAAGGUUAUCCUAGGACCGGUACAGACAGACGGUAAGGUUAUCCUAGGACCGGUACAGACAGACGGUAAGGUUAUCCUAGGACCGGUACAGACAGACGGUAAGGUUAUCCUAGGACCGGUACAGACAGACGGUAAGGUUAUCCUAGGACCGGUACAGACAGGCGGUAAGGUUAUCCUAGGACCGGUAUAGACAGGCGGUAAGGUUAUCCUAGGACUGGUACGGACGGUAAGGUUAUCCUAGGACCGGUACAGACGGUAAGGUUAUCCUAGGACCGGUACAGAUUAUCCUAGGACCGGUACAGACGGUAAGGUUAUCCUAGGACCGGUACAGACGGUAAGGUUAUCCUAGGACCGGUACAGACGGUAAGGUUAUCCUAGGACCGGUACAGACAGACGGUAAGGUUAUCCUAGGACCGGUACAGACAGACGGUAAGGUUAUCCUAGGACCGGUACAGACAGACGAUAAGGUUAUCCUAGGACCGGUACAGACAGACGGUAAGGUUAUCCUAGGACGGUACAGACAGACGGUAAGGUUAUCCUAGGACCGGUACAGACAGACGGUAAGGUUAUCCUAGGACCGGUACAGACAGACGAUAAGGUUAUCCUAGGACCGGUACAGACAGACGGUAAGGUUAUCCUAGGACCGGUACAGACAGACGGUAAGGUUAUCCUAGGACCGGUACAGACAGACGGUAAGGUUAUCCUAGGACCGGUACAGACAGACGGUAAGGUUAUCCUAGGACCGGUACAGACAGACGGUAAGGUUAUCCUAGGACCGGUACAGACAGACGGUAAGGUUAUCCUAGGACCGGUAAAGAGACAGUAACACAUGAGAGAGAGAGAGAGUCUCGUGUAUUAUCUCUGGUAGAGGAUUUGGCAAAACACAGUCUGGCAGUGGACACACAUGGACAGAAACAGGCUUCCUUAAUGUCUUCUCACUGUACACAUGAAUGACUUCCAUUGAGUGUGUGUGAGGGAUGGUGUAACUGUUUCCUUUACCCAUCCUCCUCUCCUUCCUCCUCCUCCUCCCCUCCGAUGGUAGGAUCUCCCCCCCUCAGUGGACUGCUCCCCCCGUUCAGGACAUGUCCUACUAUACGUAAGUGGGAUGGGGCUUUGUUCACAUAAGACAAAUGAUACGUCCAUGUACAGUAUUUUUCAGAUGUAUUCAUUUUUCCGAGUUCCCCCGUUCAGUCAGUAAAACUAGUAACAAAACGUCAUAGUCGCAUCACGUCGUUAGGGGCACAAAAACGUGGUAGCCUACGAUUGUCACCACUGCAACGUUAAGUUUAACGGGCUUCAUCACCAUGGCAACAUACACUUUGCCGUAUUAGUUUCAAUGAACACAUUUCAAUGCAACAGAUGUAUGCACAUUGACUCAUCUGGUGUGUACUAGUGUGUGUGUGUGUGUGUGUGUGGGAACGGUGAUAUAACCAUUUUAUAGACCUGUAAUAACAGAUUCUACAUCAUGUGUACUAGUAAUGCUGUGUGUUGUCCUUUCUGACAUGAGUGUCCUGUCACUGAUCUGUGGUGUGGUGGUUAGGUACUGAUCUGUGUGUGGUGUGGUGGUUAGGUACUGAUCUGUGGUGUGGUGGUUAGGUACUGAUCUGUGGUGUGGUGGUUAGGUACUGAUCUGUGGUGUGGUGGUUAGGUACUGAUCUGGGGUGUGGUGGUUAGGUACUGAUCUGUGGCGUGGUGGUUAGGUACUGAUCUGUGGUGUGGUGGUUAGGUACUGAUCUGGGGUGUGGUGGUUAGGUACUGAUCUGGGGUGUGGUGGUUAGGUACUGAUCUGGGGUGUGGUGGUUAGGUACUGAUCUGUGGUGUGGUGGUUAGGUACUGAUCUGGGGUGUGGUGGUUAGGUACUGAUCUGUGGUGUGAUGGUUAGGUACUGAUCUGUGUGUGGUGUGGUGGUUAGGUACUGAUCUGUGUGUGGUGUGGUGGUUAGGUACUGAUCUGUGGUGUGGUGGUUAGGUACUGAUCUGUGUGUGGUGGUUAGGUACUGAUCUGUGGUGUGGUGGUUAGGUACUGAUCUGUGUGUGGUGGUUAGGUACUGAUCUGUGUGUGGCGGUUAGGUCCUGAUCUGUGGUGUGGUGGUUAGGUACUGAUCUGUGUGUGGUGUGGUGGUUAGGUACUGAUCUGUGUGUGGUGGUUAGGUACUGAUCUGUGUGUGGUGUGGUGGUUAGGUACUGAUCUGUGGUGUGGUGGUUAGGUACCGAUCUGUGUGUGGUGGUUAGGUACUGAUCUGUGGUGUGGUGGUUAGGUACUGAUCUGUGUGUGGUGUGGUGGUUAGGUACUGAUCUGUGGUGUGGUGGUUAGGUACUGAUCUGUGUGUGGUGGUUAGGUACUGAUCUGUGGUGUGGUGGUUAGGUACUGAUCUGUGUGUGGUGUGGCGGUUAGGUACUGAUCUGUGUGUGGUGUGGUGGUUAGGUACUGAUCUGUGUGUGGUGUGGUGGUUAGGUACUGAUAUGUGUGUGGUGUGGUGGUUAGGUACUGAUCUGUGUGUGGUGUGGUGGUCAGGUACUGAUCUGUGUGUGGUGUGGUGGUUAGGUACUGAUCUGUGUGUGGUGUGGUGGUUAGGUACUGAUCUGUGUGUGGUGUGGUGGUUAGGUACUGAUCUGUGGUGUGGUGGUUAGGUACUGAUCUGUGUGUGGUGUGGUGGUUAGGUACUGAUCUGUGUGUGGUGUGGCGGUUAGGUACUGAUCUGUGUGUGGUGUGGCGGUUAGGUACUGAUCUGUGUGUGGUGCGGUGGUUAGGUACUGAUCUGUGUGUGGUGCGGUGGUUAGGUACUGAUCUGGGUGUGGUGGUUAGGUACUGAUCUGUGUGUGGUGUGGUGGUUAGGUACUGAUCUGUGUGUGGUGUGGUGGUUAGGUACUGAUCUGUGUGUGGUGUGGUGGUUAGGUACUGAUCUGUGUGUGGUGUGGUGGUUAGGUACUGGUGGUGUGCUGGUUAGGUACUGAUCUGUGGUGUGGUGUGGUGGUUAGGUACUGAUCUGGGUGUGGUGGUUAGGUACUGAUCUGUGUGUGAUGUGCUGGUUAGGUACCGAUCUGUGGUGUGCUGGUUAGGUACUGAUCUGUGUGUGGUGUGCUGGUUAGGUACUGAUCUGUGUGUGGUGUGGUGGUUAGGUACUGAUCUGGGUGUGGUGGUUAGGUACUGAUCUGUGGUGUGGUGGUUAGGUACUGAUCUGUGUGUGGUGGUUAGGUACUGAUCUGGGUGUGGCGGUUAGGUACUGAUCUGUGUGUGGUGUGGUGGUUAGGUACUGAUCUGUGUGUGGUGUGGUGGUUAGGUACUGAUCUGGGUGUGGUGGUUAGGUACUGAUCUGGGUGUGGUGGUUAGGUACUGAUCUGUGUGUGGUGUGCUGGUUAGGUACUGAUCUGUGGUGUGCUGGUUAGGUACUGAUCUGGGUGUGGUGGUUAGGUACCGAUCUGUGUGUGGUGUGGUGGUUAGGUACUGAUCUGUGUGUGCUGGUUAGGUACUGAUCUGUGUGUGGUGGUUAGGUACUGAUCUGUGGUGUGCUGGUUAGGUACUGAUCUGUGUGUGGUGUGGUGGUUAGGUAGUGAUCUGGUCAUGUGGCUGUGUAUUGUAUUGUAAUUGGUAGCGGGUAUAGACUGUAGACUGAGCUUUAAUGACUGUGAGUAGGUGGCAGGUAGCCUAGCGGUUAAGAGCCGUUGGGCCAGUAACCGAAAGGUCGCUGGUUCAAAUCCCAGAGCCGACAAGGUGAAACAUCUGUUGAUGUAACCACUCCUGUAAGUCUCUCUGGAUAAGAGUGUCUGCUCAAUGACUAACAUGGGAAGUGUGGGUGUGUUCAGGAAGCCCAGUGGUACCAUAGACGUGAUCGGAGGAGGGACUGCUACCAUCAGCAGAGUGGAGGGGAGACGAAGACAUAACCUGGAGGGGAACAACAUCCAGGUACACACACACACAACCUGGAGGGGAACAACAUCCAGGUACACACACACACACAACCUGGAGGGGAACAACAUCCAGGUACACACACACACACAACCUGGAGGGGAACAACAUCCAGGUACACACACACACACAACCUGGAGGGGAACAACAUCCAGGUACACACACACACACAACCUGGAGGGGAACAACAUCCAGGUACACACACACACACAACCUGGAGGGGAACAACAUCCAGGUACACACACACACACACACAACCUGGAGGGGAACAACAUCCAGGUACACACACACACACACAACCUGGAGGGGAACAACAUCCAGGUACACACACACACACAACCUGGAGGGGAACAACAUCCAGGUACACACACACACACAACCUGGAGGGGAACAACAUCCAGGUACACACACACACACACAACCUGGAGGGGAACAACAUCCAGGUACACACACACACACACAACCUGGAGGGGAACAACAUCCAGGUACACACACACACACACAACCUGGAGGGGAACAACAUCCAGGUACACACACACACAACCUAGAGGGGAACAACAUCCAGGUACACACACACAACCUGGAGGGGAACAACAUCCAGGUACACACACACACACAACCUGGAGGGGAACAACAUCCAGGUACACACACACACACACAACCUGGAGGGGAACAACAUCCAGGUACACACACACACAACCUGGAGGGGAACAACAUCCAGGUACACACACACAACCUGGAGGGGAACAACAUCCAGGUACACACACAACUCAAUAUUAGGAAGGUGUUUUUAUGUGAGCUAAACAUACAAAUUAAAACAUGUAUAAAACUAUUUUUUAAUGAGCCAUACAUCAAGUCCAAAACUGGAGCUUCAAAAAUAACUAGGUCGUUUUAAAUCUUCCGGAACGUGUCUUUAAUUUAUUGAGGAAAACAGUCCUAAUGUUAUUAAAAACCAGGCUUAUGUCGACACCCAGAGUCACUUUAGCAACAGCAACAGCACACCAUAUUCUAUAUAAAGGAGGUUUCUUUAAAGCACCGUGGAGUUCAGUCUGGUAUCGUAGUAAUACUGGGGUCAGGACACACGUGAAAGGACAUAGCCUUCGUGGAAAUCAAUGAAACCAUUCCCAUUGGCUGUUGAAACUCAUACCUGGUUGUGAUUGGCUGUUUCUUCGUUGUCUAGGUGAUUUCGGAACACUCGUCGUCGGACGCUGAGCAGAACCCCAACAAGAUGCCCCCCUUCUUCCCCCCAGGCCCCCUCCCCCCUAACAUCCCUCCUCCCC
Coregonus sp. 'balchen' is the source of this 21696-nucleotide messenger RNA. The record is from the annotation of a GenBank genome assembly. Lineage: Eukaryota; Metazoa; Chordata; Actinopteri; Salmoniformes; Salmonidae.